CGGAGAUUGAAAAGAAAUUAACAGAAUGACACUGAGGCACCCCCCUUUAAACCCCUUUAGCCCCUUUAAAAGCAAUUUAUAUGAUCAGAUGUGCAUAUCGAACGCAACAUCCAAACCAGCAGGCACGGAUCCUGCCUGGCGCGCUCCGUCUGCAUCUCCGGUCAUUUCCAAGUUCUAACCCAUUUAUGUCACCCUCUUUGGUUUCCAAGUGUUGUUCGUCCCUAUUUUCUUACGUAUCUGGAAUUAUUUGUGAUUGGAUGGACGGGUGCAGGCAUGUGGUCCUCCCCCCAGAUAUUGCGAAGCACUUGCCGAAGAACAGACUGCUCUCUGAGCAAGAAUGGCGAAGUCUCGGUGUUCAGCAGUCAAGAGGAUGGAUGCACUAUGCGAUCCAUCGGCCCGAGCCGCAUAUCAUGCUCUUUCGGCGACCAUUGAAUUUCCAGCAACAGCAGCAGCAGCCACAGGCAGAUAACGCUCGUGCAGCCAACGCCAAUGCAGACGGCGGAAACGGGAGGGCGUACAAUAACCGCGGUGCGGUUCCGGACGGGAUGAAUGUUGGGGUCUAAGGGGGCUGCGGCUGCUACGAAACUGAAAUGCACACAGAUGACGACGAUGCAGAUAAGCAGAAGCCAGUGUGGUUGGGUUGGGUUGGAAAAGGUAAGGGUUCGAUGAUCGUUCUCGUAUUUCGACGAGGCUUCGUGCACAACGCAGUCGCUCGUCGUUGCCCUGAGUUAAUUUGAGCCGCACACACAAGAUGAUGACAGUAGUGAUUGCAGUGUGGGUGGGAAGGACUUGAUGACCGUUAUCGUAUGUGUGAGAGGAUGCUUGCUCGCGACGAAGUCCAUCAUCUCUGGGCCAUGUAACUCGAGCUAUAUACAUAGCGAUCAUCGAACCGAUUCUUGUCCCAAACGAUGCGCACGACAAGGCGAGGGAGGCAGGGAGGUAGGGAGCAUGUCUCUUUUCCGCUCAUCGUGAUGAGUUUGGGGAAGAUGGUUUUCCCUUCUUUUGCUCGUAAGAUGCGGUGGCCGGUGAACACGCACUGAACACUCGCCAGCCGUCUUCCGUAAGGUCUCAUUAAUUCUUUUUCUUUGUCUUUCUAUUAUUUUUCUGAAUCGGUGAAAGGAAGGCUUAAGGAUCUGAGAUUGGUUGUCUAGGCUCAAAUAAAAUUUGAAUAAACGU
Molecule: messenger RNA, 1176 nt
Organism: Chara braunii
Lineage: Eukaryota; Viridiplantae; Streptophyta; Charophyceae; Charales; Characeae
Source: the annotation of a GenBank genome assembly